AUGCAACUCGUGCAGGGAUUCUCUCGACAACGAGACGUGUCGUUUGUUCGAGUCUCACUCGGUUAUUGGCGAGGAAUGGUACAGCACGGACGACCACUGAAGCAAGUUCAAUCACCACCGCCGCCUGACUAUGUCAUUGCCCAGUCAGUGGAGCCGCAGCCGAUUCUCGAGGUGGCCAAAGCCGCCGGACUCGCUCCUAGUGAACUGGACCUCUAUGGUCAAUUCAAGGCAAAAGUUCGGUUGAACGUGCUUGAGCGGCUACGAGACGCGCCAACUGGUAGACUCGUCGUCGUGACAGGCAUAACGCCGACCUCGCUGGGUGAGGGCAAGUCGACCACCACGGUGGGUCUAUCGCAGGCGCUGGGAGCGCACCUGAACCAGCGGGUGUUUACGUGUUUACGGCAACCUAGUCAGGGACCAACGUUUGGGAUCAAAGGCGGUGCAGCUGGUGGCGGGUACGCCCAGGUCAUACCCAUGGAAGAGUUCAAUCUGCACUUGACCGGAGACUUGCAUGCGAUAACGGCAGCGAACAACCUGCUGGCGGCGGCGAUCGAUGCGCGCGUCUUCCACGAGUCUACCCAGUCGGACGAGGCACUUUACCGACGACUGACAGCGAAAGGAUUUUCCCCGAUCAUGUUAAAACGUUUACAGAAGCUUGGUAUCGAGAAAACGGAUCCAAAAUCGCUGACGCCAGAGGAGCAGCGGCGCUUUGCGCGCCUCGAUAUCGACCCCGAGACAAUCGCAAUUCGGCGGGUACUCGAUACAAACGAUCGCUUUCUCCGCAGCGUUCGCAUUGGUCUGGCACCCACCGAGCGUGGAUACGAGCGACUCACCGGAUUCGAUAUUACGGUUGCUAGUGAGAUCAUGGCGAUUCUGGCACUUGCAACGUCACUGGCGGACAUGCGCGAACGCUUUGGGCGCAUCGUCGUCGGGCACCAGCGCGGCACCGGUUUGCCGAUCACCGCCGAUGACCUCGGCAUCACUGGUGCACUGACUGCGCUCAUGAAGGACGCCAUUAUGCCGAACUUGAUGCAGACGCUGGAAGCGACGCCGGUCUUUGUGCACGCUGGUCCAUUCGCGAAUAUCGCACACGGCAAUUCAAGCGUAUUAGCAGACCAGAUCGCAUUGAAGCUCGUCGGAGCGGAUGGAUACGUGAUCACUGAGGCUGGAUUCGGUGCGGAUAUCGGUUUCGAGAAGUUUAUGCAUAUCAAGUAUCGAGCGGCCGGGACGGCGCCCAGGGUUGCGGUUCUGGUGGUAACGCUGCGGGCGCUCGCGAUGCAUGGGGCUGGCGCUGGCGUACGCGCCGGUGCCGAGUCCAACAUGGUGCGUCACAUCGAGAACAUCCGCAAGUUCGGUGUGCGUUGCGUGGUCGCAUUGAACCGUUUCAAGGAUGACACCGAUGCAGAGCUGGCGACAGUGAUAGACGUUGCUCGACGUGCGGGCGCCUGUGAUGCUGUGGUUGCGUCGCAUUUCGAGCACGGCGGCAAGGGUGCUGUUGCGCUCGCAGAGGCCGUGGUGCGGGCUUGCACGGCGAGCACAGACGCGCAGCACGACGUGCCGCGCCUCCUCUAUUCCCUGGACAUGCCCCUAGAAGAGAAAGUGCGCAUCAUUGCCUGCGAGGUGUAUCGAGCGGCGCGGGUCGAAUGGACUGCAGAAGCGCGUAGAAAGUUAGAAAAACUGGAACAGCUUGGGUACGAGAAGCUCCCGGUCUGUAUGGCCAAGACGCAGUACUCGUUUUCGGAUGAUCCUGAGAAGAAAGGCGCACCAGAGGGUUUCGUACUUCCCAUACGAGAUAUUCGCUUGAGCGCUGGUGCGGGAUUCGUCUAUCCGUUGGUUGGCGAGAUCCAGACGAUUCCCGGGCUGCCGACCAGGCCCGCGUUCUACGAUAUCGAUGUAGAUGUGGAGACGGGGCAAAUUCUGGGCCUUUCGUAG
Cyanidioschyzon merolae strain 10D is the source of this 1932-nucleotide messenger RNA. Its product is annotated as formate--tetrahydrofolate ligase. The transcript has a single exon. The record is from RefSeq and is a predicted model, not a curated record. Lineage: Eukaryota; Rhodophyta; Bangiophyceae; Cyanidiales; Cyanidiaceae. Gene Ontology annotation, molecular function: ATP binding; formate-tetrahydrofolate ligase activity. The coding region runs from base 1 to 1932 and encodes 643 amino acids.